This is a messenger RNA of Clarias gariepinus (North African catfish), 7929 nucleotides long. RefSeq names its product spectrin alpha, non-erythrocytic 1 (gene sptan1). The transcript is spliced from 56 exons. NCBI's taxonomy places the organism in Eukaryota, Metazoa, Chordata, Actinopteri, Siluriformes, Clariidae. Gene Ontology annotation, cellular component: cell projection; plasma membrane; cell junction. Gene Ontology annotation, molecular function: actin filament binding; calcium ion binding. The coding region runs from base 144 to 7586 and encodes 2480 amino acids. The record is from RefSeq and is a predicted model, not a curated record. Gene Ontology annotation, biological process: actin cytoskeleton organization.
AGGUGUAGGGAGCGAGGGAGAGUCGGGCGAGUAGGAGGAACAGUGUGAGUGGGUGUUAUCUGGAUCGUGCACACGGCUCGUUAUCUGGCUCUAGCUGCAGCUCUUCAGCGCUCCGAAACCAGUUUAAGCAGCGUGUGUCCAGAAUGGAUACCAGUGGCCUAAAAGUUCUCGAGACGGCCGAUGACAUCCAGGAGCGUCGUCAGCAGGUCCUAGACCGUUACCGGCGCUUUAAGGAGCUGUCCUCCGUGCGCAGGCAGAAACUAGAGGACUCCUACCGCUUCCAGUUCUUCCGCCGUGAUGCCGACGAGCUGGAGAAAUGGAUCCAGGAGAAGCUGCAGAUUGCCUCAGAUGAGAACUACAAGGACCCCAGCAACCUUCAGGGAAAGCUCCAGAAACACCAGGCCUUUGAAGCGGAGGUUCAGGCCAACUCUGGCGCAAUUGUCAAACUGGACGAAACUGGCAACCUCAUGAUCUCCGAAAGCCACUUUUCCUCCGAGACCAUCCGGAGUCGCUUAGAGGAGCUUCACCGGCUGUGGGAUCUGCUGCUGCAGAAGACGAAGGAGAAAGGUGUGCGUCUGCUUCAGGCCCAGAAACUGGUGCAGUACCUGAGGGAGUGUGAGGAUGCCCUGGACUGGAUCACUGACAAGGAAGCCAUUGUGACAUCUGAGGAGCUGGGUCAGGACUUGGAGCAUGUUGAAGUUCUACAGAAGAAGUUUGAGGAGUUCCAGACAGACCUGGCAGCCCACGAGGAGCGUGUGAAUGAGGUGAACCAGGCCGCAGCUAAACUGACGCAGGAGAACCACCCAGAGGUCGAGCUGAUCAAGAAGAAGCAGGAAGAGGUGAACACAGCAUGGCAGAGGCUGAAGGGUCUGGCCCAGCAGAGACAGGGCAAACUGUUCGGGGCCGCUGAGGUGCAGCGUUUCAACCGGGAUGUGGAUGAAACCAUCAGCUGGAUCAAAGAGAAAGAGCAGCUUAUGGCCUCUGAUGAUUUUGGACGCGACCUGGCCAGUGUUCAGGCUCUCCUGCGCAAACACGAGGGGCUCGAAAGGGACCUGGCUGCCUUGGAGGAUAAGGUGAACACUUUGGGUGGUGAAGCUGAGCGCCUGCAGCAGACUCAUCCCCAGAACGCCACUCAGAUCCAGCUCAAGAGAGACGAGCUCAUUACAAACUGGGAGCAGAUCCGCACUCUGGCUGCUGAGCGCCAUGCCCACCUCAAUGAUUCUUACAGGCUUCAGCGUUUCACUGCAGAUUUUCGUGACCUCACCAGCUGGGUGACGGAGAUGAAGGCUCUGAUCAACGCUGACGAACUGGCCAACGACGUCGCUGGGGCCGAAGCGCUGCUCGACCGACAUCAGGAACACAAGGGCGAGAUCGAUGCCCAUGAGGACAGCUUUAAAUCCACAACUGAAGCAGGAGAGGCUCUUCUGAACACUGGACACUAUGCCUCAGAGGAUGUUAAGGAGAAGCUGGGUAUUCUAGCAGAGGAGAAGGAGUCCUUGCUGGAGCUGUGGGAGCUGCGCAGACAGCAGUACGAGCAGUGCAUGGAUCUACAGCUCUUCUACAGGGACACUGAGCAGGUCGACAACUGGAUGAGCAAGCAGGAGGCUUUCCUCCUGAAUGAGGACCUGGGUGACUCUCUGGACAGUGUGGAGGCCCUGCUGAAAAAACAUGAGGACUUUGAGAAAUCUCUAAGUGCCCAAGAGGAGAAGAUCACUGCUCUGGAUGAAUUCGCCACCAAGCUGAUCCAGAACAAUCACUACGCCAAGGAGGAUGUGGCCACGCGCAGAGAUGCAUUGCUGAGCAGACGUAACGCUCUGCACGAUCGCGCUCAGUCCCGCCGUGCUGCCCUGGAGGACUCCUUCCACCUGCAGCAGUUUUUCCGUGACUCUGAUGAGCUCAAGAGCUGGAUCAAUGAGAAAAUGAAGACCGCCACGGAUGAGGCCUACAAGGACCCCUCCAACCUGCAGGGUAAAGUACAGAAGCACCAGGCCUUCGAAGCAGAACUUUCUGCCAACCAGAGCCGUAUUGACGCUCUGCAGAAGUCGGGUCAGGAGCUGGUUGAUAGGAAACACUACGCCUCUGCCGAGGUGGCCACUCGCAUGGACGAGGUCAGCUCUCAGUGGAAGAAACUUUUGGAAGCAACCGAGCUAAAAGGCAUUAAGCUGCGUGAAGCCAACCAGCAGCAGCAGUUUAACCGUAACGUGGAGGACAUUGAGCUGUGGCUCUACGAAAUGGAGGGACACCUGGCCUCUGAUGACUACGGCAAAGACCUGACCAGUGUGCAGAACCUGCAGAAGAAGCACGCUUUACUCGAGGCUGACGUGGCUGCACACCAGGACCGCAUCGAUGGCAUCACCAUCCAGGCUCGGCAGUUCCAAGAAGCCGGACACUUUGACGCCGACAACAUCCGUAAGAAGCAGGAGGCUCUGGUUGCACGCUACGAGGCUCUGAAGGAGCCCAUGGCCGCGCGAAAGCAGAAGCUCUCCGACUCUCUUCGGCUGCAGCAGCUGUUCCGUGACGUGGAGGACGAGGAGACAUGGAUCAGAGAGAAGGAACCCAUCGCCUCCUCUACCAACCGGGGGAAAGACCUGAUCGGUGUGCAGAACCUGCUGAAGAAGCACCAGGCCCUGCAGGCAGAGAUCACCGGGCACGAGCCCCGGAUCAAGGCUGUUACACAAAAGGGAGAGGCCAUGGUCGAUGAAGGACACUUCGCCGGUGAGGAUGUGAAGGCUAAGCUGGCGGAGCUGCACGGCCGCUGGGAGACUCUGAAAGGGAAGGCAGCUCAGCGCAGGCAGGAUCUGGAGGACUCACUGCAGGCUCAGCAGUACUUCGCUGAUGCCAAUGAGGCCGAAUCCUGGAUGAGGGAGAAGGAGCCCAUCGUAGGCAGCACUGACUACGGCAAGGACGAGGACUCAGCCGAGGCCCUGCUGAAGAAACAUGAGGCACUGACGUCAGAUCUGAGUGCUUAUGGAAGCAGCAUCCAGUCCCUGAAGGAACAGGCUCAGGCCUGCAGGCAACAAGUUGCUCCUACUGAUGAUGAGACCGGUAAAGAGUUGGUGCUUGCCCUCUAUGACUACCAGGAGAAGAGUCCCCGUGAAGUCACCAUGAAGAAAGGAGACAUCCUUACCCUGCUCAAUAGCACCAAUAAGGAUUGGUGGAAAGUGGAGGUGAACGACAGACAGGGCUUUGUGCCGGCAGCAUACGUUAAAAAGCUGGACCCGACUCAGUCAUCCUCCCGCGAGAACCUGCUGGACGAGCAGGGCAGCAUCGCGCUGCGCCAGGAGCAGAUCGAAAACCAGAAUGUGGCCACCAAGGAAGCGUGCAGUGUGUCUGUGCGCAUGAAGCAGGUGGAGGAACUGUACGGUACCCUGCUGGAGCUGGGCGAGAAGCGGAAGGACAUGCUGGAGAAGAGCUGCAAGAAGUUUAUGCUGUUCCGUGAGGCCAACGAGCUUCAACAGUGGAUCAACGAGAAGGAGGGAGCACUGACCAACGAGGAGGUGGGGUCUGACCUGGAACAAGUGGAGGUGCUGCAGAAGAAGUUCGAUGAUUUCCAGAAGGAUCUGAAGGCAAACGAGUCUCGUCUGAGGGACAUCAACAAGGUGGCGUCCGAGCUGGAGUCGGAGGGAUUGAUGGCUGAGGAGGCUCCCAUGGUGCAAGCUCAGCAACAAGAGAUGUUGGGUUCAGCUCCUGGCAAGGAUGAAGCUGACUCUAAAAGUGCUUCUCCGUGGAAGUCUAUUCGCGUGGCUGUCCAAACGACGGCUAACUUUAAUACUAUCAAGGAGCUGAAUAACCGCUGGAGAAUGCUGCAGCAGCUGGCAGAGGACAGAAGCAACAUGCUGGGAAGUGCCCACGAAGUGCAGAGGUUCCACAGGGAUGCUGAUGAGACCAAAGAAUGGAUUGAGGAGAAGAAUCAGGCCCUAAACACUGACAACUAUGGUCAUGACCUGGCCAGCGUUCAGGCCCUGCAACGCAAACACGAAGGCUUUGAAAGAGACCUGGCUGCUCUGGGAGACAAGGUGAACUCUCUGGGUGAGACAGCCGAGCGUCUGAUUCAGUCCCAUCCUGAGGCCGUGGAUGAUAUUCAGGAGAAAUGCACUGAGCUGAACACGGCCUGGAGCAGCCUGGUGGGACGCGCUGAUCAGCGCAAGGACAAACUUGGCAACUCGCACGACCUGCAGCGCUUCCUCAGUGACUUCAGGGAUCUGAUGUCCUGGAUCAACGGUAUCCGUGGACUGGUAUCUUCUGAAGAGCUCGCCAAGGAUGUGACCGGAGCCGAAGCACUGCUGGAGAGACACCAGGAGCACAGGACUGAGAUUGAUGCACGUGCUGGAACCUUCCAGGCCUUUGAGCAGUUUGGGCAGCAGCUGCUGGCACGUGGUCACUACGCCAGUCCUGAGAUUCAGCAGAAACUGGAGGCUUUGGACCGCGAAAGGGAGGAUUUGGAGAAGGCCUGGGUGCAGCGCAGGAUGAUGCUGGAUCAGUGUCUGGAGCUGCAGCUCUUUAACCGUGACUGUGAGCAGGCUGAGAACUGGAUGGCAGCGAGAGAAGCUUUCCUGGCCACUGACGAAAAAGGCGACUCCCUCGACAGUGUGGAGGCUCUCAUUAAGAAGCACGAGGACUUUGACAAAGCCAUCAACGUGCAGGAGGAGAAGAUCGCCGCACUGCAGUCCUUCGCAGACCAGCUCAUUUCUGCCGAUCAUUAUGCCAAACCUGACAUCUUUAACCGUCGCAACGAAGUCUUGGACAGGUGGCGCCGGCUGAAGGCUCAGAUGAUCGAGAAACGCUCCAAGCUGGGUGAGUCUCAGACCCUGCAGCAGUUCAGCAGAGAUGUGGACGAGAUUGAAGCCUGGAUCAGUGAGAAACUGCAGACGGCCACUGAUGAAUCCUAUAAAGACCCAACUAACAUCCAGCUGUCCAAACUACUGAGCAAGCACCAGAAACACCAGGCGUUUGAGGCAGAGCUUCACGCCAACGCUGACCGUAUCCGUGGUGUCAUCGAUACAGGAAAUGCCCUCAUCCAGCGGGGUGCAUGUGCAGGAAGUGAGGACGCUGUCAAGUCUCGUUUGGUGGCUCUGGAUGAACAGUGGAAUUUCCUGGUGAAUAAAUCAGCUGAGAAAAGUCAGAAAUUAAAGGAGGCCAACAAGCAGCAGAACUUCAAUACCGGCAUCAAGGACUUUGACUUCUGGCUGUCGGAGGUCGAAGCUCUCCUCGCCUCUGAGGAUUAUGGGAAGGAUCUGGCCUCGGUCAACAACCUGCUGAAGAAGCACCAGCUUCUGGAGGCUGACAUCUCUGCACAUGAGGAUCGUCUGAAGGACCUCAAUGGCCAGGCUGACAGCCUGAUGGCCAGCAAUGCUUUCGACACCUCUCAGGUCAAAGAUAAACGCGAUGCCGUGAAUGGACGAUUCACUAAAAUCAAGAGCAUGGCUGCUGGACGCCGAGCCAAGUUGAAUGAGUCGCAUCGUCUGCACCAGUUCUUCAGAGACCUAGACGAUGAAGAAUCUUGGAUCAAGGAAAAGAAGUUGUUGGUGAGUUCGGUGGAUUAUGGACGUGAUUUGACAGGAGUACAGAACCUGAGGAAGAAGCACAAGAGACUGGAAGCUGAGCUGGGAGCUCACGAGCCAGCUAUUCAGUCUGUGCUCGACACGGGGAGGAAGCUGUCUGAUGAUAACACCAUCGGGCAGGACGAGAUCCAGCAGAGGCUGGCGCAGUUUGUCGAGCACUGGAAGGACCUGAAGGAUUUGGCCGCUGCCAGGGGGCAGAGGCUGGAGGAAUCGCUGGAGUAUCAGCAGUUUGUGGCUAAUGUCGAGGAAGAAGAAGCCUGGAUUAAUGAAAAGUUGAACCUGGUUGGAAGUGAGGACUACGGUGACACGCUGGCAGCUGUGCAGGGCCUGCUGAAGAAGCACGAGGCGUUUGAGACGGACUUCACCGUCCACAGGGACAGAGUGAACGACGUGUGUGCUAACGGAGACGAGCUCAUCAAGAAGGAGAACCACCACGUGGACAACAUCACGGCCAAGAUGAAGUCGCUGAGAGACAAAGUGUCUGAGCUGGAGAGAGCCGCCGCGCAGAGGAAGGCCAAGCUGGACGAGAACUCCGCCUUCCUGCAGUUUAACUGGAAGGCCGACGUGGUGGAAUCAUGGAUCGGUGAAAAAGAGAACAGCCUGAAGACAGAUGAUUAUGGACGCGACCUGUCAUCAGUUCAGACGCUGCUCACUAAGCAGGAAACAUUCGACGCUGGACUUCAGGCGUUCCAGCAGGAGGGCAUCACCAACAUCACGGCGCUGAAGGAUCAACUCCUGGCAGCCAAACACGUGCAGUCCAAAGCCAUCGAGGCUCGUCACGCUACACUGAUGAAACGCUGGAACCAGCUGCUUGCCACAUCUGCAGCCCGCAAGAAGAAGCUGCUGGAGGCUCAGGAACACUUUAGAAAGGUGGAGGAUCUGUUCCUGACCUUCGCUAAGAAAGCAUCCGCCUUUAACAGCUGGUUUGAGAACGCUGAGGAGGAUCUGACCGACCCUGUAAGAUGUAACUCUCUGGAGGAGAUCAAGGCUCUGCGCGAGGCCCACGACGCCUUCCGCUCGUCCCUGAGCUCCGCCGAGGCCGACUUCAACCAGCUGGCCGAGCUCGACCGGCAGAUCAAGAGCUACCAGGUGGUGUCCAACCCCUACACCUGGUUCACUAUGGAGGCUCUGGAGGAGACCUGGAGGAACCUGCAGAAGAUUAUCAAGGAGCGUGAACUGGAGUUGCAGAAGGAGCAGAGGAGGCAGGAGGAGAAUGACAAGCUGAGACAGGAGUUUGCUCAACAUGCUAACGCCUUCCACCAGUGGCUACAGGAGACCAGGACAUAUCUUCUGGAUGGGUCCUGUAUGGUGGAAGAGUCUGGAACUCUGGAAUCUCAGCUAGAGGCCACAAAGCGUAAGCACCAAGAGAUCCGUGCUAUGCGCAGCCAGCUGAAGAAGAUUGAGGAUCUGGGUGCGGCCAUGGAGGAGGCCCUGAUUCUGGACAACAAGUACACGGAGCACAGCACGGUAGGCCUGGCGCAGCAAUGGGAUCAGCUGGACCAGCUGGGCAUGAGGAUGCAGCACAACCUGGAGCAGCAAAUACAAGCCAGAAACACGACAGGAGUCACAGAGGAGGCGCUCAAGGAGUUCAGCAUGAUGUUCAAACACUUCGACAAAGAGAAAUCUGGUCGUCUGAAUCACCAGGAGUUCAAAUCCUGCCUGCGCUCGCUGGGCUACGACCUGCCCAUGGUGGAGGAAGGAGAACCAGACCCAGAGUUUGAGUCCAUCCUGGACACAGUGGAUCCCAACAGGGACGGCAAUGUGUCCUUGCAGGAGUAUAUGGCGUUCAUGAUCAGCCGCGAAACAGAGAACGUCAAAUCUAGUGAGGAGAUCGAGAGUGCUUUCCGUGCUCUCAGUGCUGAGAACAAACCGUACGUCACCAAGGAGGAGCUCUACCAGAACCUAACCAAGGAACAGGCUGAUUAUUGCAUCUCACACAUGAAACCAUAUUUAGACAGUAAAGGUCGUGAGCUCCCAUCCGCGUUCGACUUUGUGGAGUUUACGCGCUCGCUUUUCGUCAACUGAUCCCUGCCCCUUUGCCUGCCAGUGACCAAUCGGGAUGCGUUUCCCCUCGAGCACCAACACGGCUGAAUUGCAUGAAUCUAACGUUAGCCUUCUCUUUAGCACUCUGUAUCUUUAUCUAUAGAAACCUGAUUCACUUUGAGCUGAUCUCACACACUCUUUGUCUGUGCUUCACUCACUCUAGUGUAGUGUGUGUGUAUGCGUGUUAUUCUGUGGUUGUGUUUCCUGUUUAAGUGCUUUGCUUGAUUUAGAGAAAUCUAUACACUCAAUGAGCUCUGCUGUAACACCGCUCGUAAUUCUGCAGUGUGCAUUAAUAAACGCUACUGGUUAGAACUGGUGACCAUGA